Molecule: messenger RNA, 732 nt
Organism: Limanda limanda (common dab)
Lineage: Eukaryota; Metazoa; Chordata; Actinopteri; Pleuronectiformes; Pleuronectidae
Gene: pdzk1ip1
Product: PDZK1 interacting protein 1
Exons: 3
Coding region: 127-474 (115 amino acids)
Source: RefSeq, a predicted model, not a curated record
ACACCUGAAGCUCUCGGCUUCUCUCUGCCGCAGCUUCACUCUCAGGUUGAACUCCAGCGUUGAACUUCUGUCGGAUUCUUUCAGGCUUCAGGACUUUUUCUCUCCAGACGCAGCAAAGAAUCAAUAAUGGACAAAGUGUCGCAGAUGAUUUCCUGCUUGUUGCUGAUCGUCGGAGCCGCCACGGCACAAACAGAUCAGAAGCUGUCCGCCGAGCGCCUCCUGCCUCAGUGGCUCACCGGCAUCAUCGCGGUCGCUGCCUUCCUCUUCUUGGCGUUCGUGGCGCUGCUGGUGAAGAAGGCGUGGUUUGAAAGGUCCAGGGGGACGAGGUCUGAGGGAGAAUCUGAUCUGGUCCUGACCAACGGGGACACGUGGGACCCGAGGGACCCGAGCCGGGACGUGGUCAGGAGCAAAGACGUCGACGAGGUCUACACCCUGGAGGUCGACAGCUGUGAUGAUAAAGUUACUCCCAUGUGACCGAGCUCAACGAUCCUAUUGGUUCUCCUAACGUCCUCACAGCUCGUAGACAGAAAACACACGUUGUCUUUAGGGAAUAAAUAUACACAUUUUAUAUUAUAUAAAUGUAUAUUUCUGUGAAGAAUCUGUCAUUUGUUAUCAUCCCUAGUUUCCCUGAAUGAAAGGUUUCAUAUAAAAUGCAAUGUGAUCUGUCAUGUGAUCUGUCAUGUGAUCUGUCAUGUGAUCUGUGUGCUAACUAAUAAAUGAUUAAAUGACAAA